Messenger RNA from Plectropomus leopardus (leopard coralgrouper), 3297 nucleotides. Lineage: Eukaryota; Metazoa; Chordata; Actinopteri; Perciformes; Serranidae. The record is from RefSeq and is a predicted model, not a curated record.
AGCACGUUUAAUGAGAACAGCUGCUCAGCAAACUGACAUUUAGAGCUUUUGUGGUGAUGAAAAUCGUGCACUUUAAGUAGGGCACCAAACUUCUAAAUCUUUUGUUCAAAGUUUCUGCAUUUGCCAAAGUACCACAAAACUAGGUCACUGGCCUCUUUAAGAUGUUUCAUUCUCGCAGCAGAGAUCACUUUAGUCAGAUACCUCUCACGAAGCAAGUCAUCAGAGGAAAAUGUGACAAUGGACAAAACAUUUUUGGACUAUAUCUUGAGAAGAAAAUCUUACAGGCAUUACGAAGACAGCAUGAAAUUCAAAACAUCUCCUGUGCACAGAUGGCAGAGCUGCCGAAUCACGCUGAGUGGGUUCUAAGCGAUUGAGAGAGAUGAGCCAACAUGAAUUUCUCCCCAAACCUGUGGAGAUCUAUAAUUAUACUCCUCUGCUUUUCCAUCAAGCGUUUCCCUCUGCUCCCUGCCGGCUGCCAGCAUUUAAAAGUCCACGGCUACGUGACGGUUAAACCAGCUCCACCUUUCCUCUUGGGCUCAAACCUGACAGUUUACUGCCACGUCACAGACAUCAUAUCAUGUCAGCAGAGUUUCAAAAUAAAACUGGAGCUGAACGAUAAGACUGUGGGCUCUUGGGAAAGAGUCAACUGCACCACGAUGAUCUUCAGCCUGUUCAACCUCCACAAGCCUCAAUCUAAAGUGGUCUGCAAAGCGGAUCAGCCGCCAAGGAUUGUCGAUGGACUGGACCUACAUGGAGGCCGCCCUCCAGAUAAACCUAAAAAUAUUAUCUGUGAAACAUCAAAGAGCUCAGAUUUAAUAGACUGCUCAUGGGAAAGAGGACAGAAAACAUACCUCCCUACAACCUACAACAUCUCAGUCAGCAGAGAAAAUGGGACCCAAAUACUGUUGGAUCAAAUCCAGGAUGCUGGAGAAAGCGUCAUACAGCGAGCAAUAAUAGACGAAAACACUAAAUACCGGCUGACUGUCACUGCUUACAACCACUUUGGAGCAUCGCAGUCUGAUCCGUUCGUCUUCUGUGUAAAGGAUAUCGUGAUACCAGAGACUCCUCGUAUUGCGCAGAUAUCAUUUGGAAAUAACGCCAUAGCAGCUGUGAUUCGAUGGGAAACAGCAGAAUCCUCAGAGCAUCUCAGAUCUGAUGUUCGGCUCCGUACAGAUAACAGCUUCCAGGACGAAGUGGGAGAGGUAGUAGAGCUCAGUGAGGGUCUGGUACAAGUGGACGGUCUGAGGCCUCUGACUGAAUAUGAGUUCAGGAUGAGAUCAUGUUACUCGCCAUCAGGACCGACGCAAACCAACACGUCCGGGUCGACCUCCAGCAGGAGGUCGUCCUGCAGCAAAUGGAGCCGACCUGUGAGGGAGCGAACUCCUGGAAAAGGUCCAUCUCAGCGGCUGCGUGUGUGGAGGACGCUGGGCAGCGUGGGGACAGACGGGCUGCGAAUGGUGACUGUUCUCUGGAAGCCUCUUUCUUCAGAGGAUUACAGUGGUGCGCUGCAGGAGUACAAGAUAUUUCUGGAUGAUGACCAGAAACAGGAGGUGACCUGCGGUGCUGCUUUGAGCCGCUGUUCAGUUCCAGCACCAGCAGAGCUCCGCGCACUGAGCAUCAGGGCCGUCACCUUGUACGGGACGUCUCCACCAGCUGAGGUGCCUCUCCGACACUCAGGUGAUUUUGGGCCCAUUUUGAAAGAGUUGGCUCCUGUACCUAAUGGCAGUGUUGUGUUUGUCUCCUGGUUGUGGCCGGAGGACAAACAUCAGUCAACAUCUGGAGGAGAAACGCUGCACUUUGUGUUAGAAUGGACAAGUGUCCCUGCGGCAGGACUGCAGUGGAAAAGAGUGGCUAAAGAUCAAAACAACACUUCCAUCACAGGUCUGACUGCAGGCGUGAGGUACAACAUCUCUCUGUACGCUGUGACCACCAGAGGUGUCAGUGCUCCAUCAUCCGGUCUGGUCUACUCCAGAGAACUCAAGCCAGUUUUUGGUCCCAGUUUGUCAGUACUGACUCAUGAGACCAGACGGAUCUGGAUCCGGUGGGACGAGCUGCCUGUCGAGAAGCAGAGAGGCUUCAUCACAAACUACACCAUCUACCUCCAGAUGCUGGACUCCAGCAACACAAAACUCAACAUGACGGUGCCCGGGUCCGGCCCCAGACAGAUGUGGCUCGACUGUCCUGAAGGAGCUCUGGCGGUGCAGCUGACUGCGUACACCUCAGCAGGAGAAGGACAGCCGGGGAGCCGGGUCUGCUCUCAGCCUGAAACUGCUGCAGUUGGCAUGGUGAUCGUGACUCUUUUCAUCCUCACCCUCUUCAUAGCGAUCAUUGCCAACCUGAUGUGCUGGAGUUGUGUGAGGAACAGGAUCAAACAGAAGUGUAUAUCCUGGGGACCUGCCUGGCUCGGGGAAAACUUGCCAAAACCAGGAAACAGUAACGCCAUCAGACUACUGGAGCAGUACAGAAGUGAGCCGUCCUUUUCGUCCACAGACAGCGAUCCUCCGCUGUCCCCCAUCAGUUUCAUCUCCCAGGAGGAGAGGGACGACGUCUACCCCAACAUCCAUGUUGAAAUAUCCCACUUGGAAUCAGGACCAUCCACGGAGACUCCUCUGCUCGUGUCAGAUCUCGGGACGAUGCUUGUCAACAGGCAGCUGGAACAUGUCGGCUAUAAACCUCAGAUUGCUUCGUUCCCUCCACAAGGAGAGGAGGUGAAGGAGACAGAUGAAGAGCAAAGAGACUUAUCAACGAGUGGGGAGGAAGACAGAUGUGUAUUUGGAGGAUUACUGGGAGGCUUUCUGUCCAGUGUGGAGGUGGACUGCAGUGGUCCACGUCUGGAGCUGACUCCCAGCACUGUUAGCGAUGUUUUGUGGCCAAAAACUCCUGAAAUAACAACUAUCUUAAAUGGAGGCUUGUUACUGGGGAGAAGGGAGAUUGAGAACGAUGUGGAAACAGACUCGCCCUUUUUGGAUUUACAACAGGGAGAAAUAAUGACCGCUGACACAGCGGACACUUUAUAUCAGUAUACAAUUGAGGCAACACUGACUGGUGGUUAUUUCCCCCAAGCAGCUCCUGUGAGCAGCACCACACUGUGACGCACAGACAUAGCAGGGACGGUAUGAAUGACACAAACAGGACAAUCUACACUACUGAACUGAUUUUAAAGAAAGCAUUAUAUUCAAACACCACCUCACCUCCAAGUGAUGACCUCAGUGGCCAAGUUUGCAUUGGAAAUAAUGAAAUAUGUAUAAUGGAAACACUUUUGUUUUGAAAAAACUCCCUAUUUAUCGCAAAAAUACU